CGCCUACGCUGUACGCCAAAUCUUGCGCCGGUGGACUUUCGCCGGUGGACUUUCCCCAUACCUUCUGGUCGUGCAGCAUAUCUACGCUCGUUUCUCUGUUUUCCCUUUCGCUGUCAUGAUAUUUCUGUCUUAUGGUAUUUAAUAUGAUGCCCGAUACAACAUGAUCAAAGCUAUGCGGUCAGGUCUGUGGACCUGCUCGAGAUGUAUACAUCAAGCUCCCCGAGUUCAACGACAACAGCUACCGAAGCAGCGCUGGUUCUCUGCCGUGUCCGGCACCGCCCAUAGCAGUGACGAGGCCGUACAAUCCGUACAAGCUGUACCGGCUAACCACUCGACCGCCGAUCCAAAGCACGAUGAUGCUCUUCUACGGCAAAUACUCGACUCCCCGCCUACUUCGCGCGGUUUCUUCCAGGCCUUGCCUCAGAUCGCGAACCUAAAAAAUGUCGGCUUGUUCCGGAACAAGUACUUGACCUCGCCUCAAGGCUUUCUAACAUUCGCCGAUAUCACAAUAUCCAGGGCUUCGAGGCUCGUCGUCAAAAUCACCUGUGCUUCGACUGUGGCAGAAUACAAGAAUUUAGUCAGGGAUUUGGAUAGAUUAAGCGACCUACUCUGUCGAGUACUAGAUGUGACCGACUUUGUGCGGAUAACACAUCCAGAUACUAAUAUCCAGAAAGCUGCGUCUGUCGCGUGGUCUAAAGCAUAUAUGUAUAUGAAUCAGUUGAACACUUCAACUACAUUAAGCGAUCAGCUUGAUAAGGCUUUAGGAACUCCUGAGGUGGUGGCAAGUUGGAGCGAGGAGGAACAGACUGUUGCAAGGCUCCUGCAACAGGAUUUUAAAAAAUCCGCGAUAAAUUUACCAAAGGAUUAUCGGGAUGCUUUUGUAGAUGUGGCUCAAAAUAUUAGCGAGCUGGGUGCUGAGUUCGUGGAUUGUAUGGAGCCCGAGAAGCACUAUGUCGAGUUGCCUAGCAGCAGAUUCCAAGGCAUUGACCCCCUGAUGGCCCAUAAAAUGGUCCGGCGUGGUGUUCUUCGUCUGCCGACUAUGGCCCCGGAGGCCACGGUAGCAUUGCGGACAGUGCAUGAUGAAGAUACUCGACAAGCACUCUACUAUGCCACACGGACGGCAUCUAGGCGUUCAAUUGAUACGCUGGAGCACAUGCUUAAACUUCGUUCUCGUCUCGCCUCGUUAUCGGGAUACGACAGCUACGGUCACAUGGCUCUUCAUGAUAAAAUGAUGGCGAAAACCCCGGAAUCUGUUCGCCAGUUUCUUCAAGCCCUGUCUAAGCACAAUUCUUCGUUCGUGGAAGCUGAGCUUGCUGAUCUAAUAGGAGAGAAGCGCCAGAGGCUCGGUGGUGACACUACACUUCAGCCUUGGGAUAAAGACUAUUAUAUGGAAUGUAUACGAACUACGAUGCGAUCAAAACGAAAAAUAAAUGACCACUUAGCCGCUUACUUCUCUCUUGGUACGGUUAUGCAAGGCCUUUCCAGGCUUUUCAAUCGACUAUAUGGUAUACGGUUGGUUCCUAGAGAGACACUUCCGGGAGAAACAUGGCACCCAGAUGUAAAACGGCUAGAUGUCAUCUCUGACACUGAUGGGCACGUAGCCGUUUUAUACUGUGAUCUAUUUUACCGAGAUGGUAAAUCGCCAAAUCCUGCGCACUUCACCGUGCGCUGCUCGCGGGAAAUCUCAACAGAUGAGAUUCAGGAAACAUGGGAGCAAAAUGGCCAGGGAGGAUCGCCUACUUUCGAAACGCCUUUAGAAGCAGCCAAUGAUGGCAUGCAUAUCUCGCAGCAAUCCGGUUCACCAAAGCAAUUACCGACAAUUGCGUUGCUUUGUGACUUCCACCAGGCACAUAAUCAGCGAGAUCAGCCUGCGCUGCUAGAUUAUUAUCAGGUGGAGACCCUUUUCCAUGAGAUGGGACAUGCGAUUCAUUCCGUCCUGGCCCGGACCUCACUUCACAAUGUAGCUGGGACGAGGUGUGCCACUGAUUUCGCCGAACUCCCGUCAACACUAAUGGAACACUUCUGUGCAGACCCCUCUGUGCUAGCUCUAUUUGCUCGGCAUUACAAGACCGACGAACCCCUUCCCUACCACAUGGUUGCACAAAGAUUGGAAGUUUCCGAUCGUUUCGAGGCGUCUGAUCGAGAGAAUCAAAUCAUUCUGGCCAUGCUAGACCAACAAUAUCAUUCCCCAACUGUGCGAGAGAAAGAUUUCGACUCUACGAAGAUUUAUCUUGAUCUUCAAAGGGAGUUUGGCAAGUUACCGCCAGACCCGCCAGGUACGAGGUGGCAAGGCUUCUUUGGGCAUCUCUUCGGAUAUGGCAGUACGUACUACAGUUACCUGUUCGAUCAGGUACUCUCAGAACGUGUAUGGCGAAUUGUCUUCUCGGCGGGCCAAAACGGGGCUGCAUUAGAUAGAGAAAACGGGGAGCGACUGAAGGAAAACCUCCUCAAGUGGGGUGGCAGUCGCGAUCCCUGGAGAUGUCUCUCUGACACCUUACAAGAUGAGCGUCUGAUCGAUGGAGACGAGAAAGCUAUGAGGCUUGUUGGCAGCUGGGGCAUUAAAGAUGACCCCCGGAGCUGAUGAUAUAUUUCUGCCUUUACGUAGGUAUGUUAUGUAAAUACUGUCGGCAAAACGAAACUCAGCGAUAGACCUGCUUCAUCUGCUGGGUGCCUAUGCUACAGACGGCAAUAUAUCCAGCAGGUUUGUUUCCUCAAGGAAGGAAUCUAUUCUCAUAGCACAAGCGCAUAGUAGUGAUCUUGUUCGCAAACAGAUGAACACAAGCUCAAGGUACUAUCUCUUACCUAUCGCGGUUCUGCUAACGCCGUUUAGCCGGAACAUCGUUAGCGCUCGGCAC
Molecule: messenger RNA, 2855 nt
Organism: Xylaria bambusicola
Lineage: Eukaryota; Fungi; Ascomycota; Sordariomycetes; Xylariales; Xylariaceae
Product: peptidase family M3
Exons: 1
Coding region: 161-2581 (806 amino acids)
Biological process (GO): peptide metabolic process
Cellular component (GO): mitochondrion
Molecular function (GO): metalloendopeptidase activity
Source: RefSeq, a predicted model, not a curated record